This is a messenger RNA of Kuraishia capsulata CBS 1993, 969 nucleotides long. RefSeq lists its product as uncharacterized. The coding region runs from base 1 to 969 and encodes 322 amino acids. Gene Ontology annotation, molecular function: rRNA (adenine-N6,N6-)-dimethyltransferase activity. Gene Ontology annotation, biological process: rRNA methylation. Gene Ontology annotation, cellular component: mitochondrial matrix. The record is from RefSeq and is a predicted model, not a curated record. Lineage: Eukaryota; Fungi; Ascomycota; Pichiomycetes; Pichiales; Pichiaceae. The transcript has a single exon.
AUGGGAAAAGCAGACAAAAAGAGACUGUCGCACCAGAACAGCCCAGUGGGUGACUCAAAUAGUCAGAUGAACAAGGUGUUCAAGUUCAACACCGACUUGGGUCAGCAUAUCUUGAAGAACCCUCUGAUAGCGCAAGCCAUCGUGGACAAGGCGAAUAUAAGGCCUUCAGACACUGUUCUGGAGAUUGGUCCAGGUACGGGUAACUUAACUGUUCGUAUUCUGGAACAGGCAAGAAAUGUGGUAGCAUGCGAAGUGGAUCCCAAGAUGGCUGCUGAGCUGACGAAGAGAGUGCAAGGCACUCCUCAACAGAAAAAGCUGGAGAUAGUCAUGGGUGACUUUAUGAAGCACGAGACUUUACCAUACCAUGAUAUUUGCAUAUCUAAUACUCCUUAUCAAAUUUCCUCGGGGAUUGUGUUCAAAUUGCUGAGUUUGCCAAGACCGCCCAGAGUGUCAGUUCUGAUGUUCCAGAGAGAGUUCGCAAUGAUCUUGACAGCCAGACCUGGCGAUGCGCUGUACAAUCGUCUGAGUGCCAAUGUUCAGAUGUGGGCCAAUGUCAAACACAUCAUGAAGGUUGGCAAGAACAAUUUUAGACCACCACCAAAGGUUGAAUCCUCGGUGGUCAGAAUCGAGGUCAAACACCCAAGACCCAACAUCGAUUUCAACGAGUGGGAUGGUCUUCUGAGAUUCUGUUUCAACAGAAAGAACAAAACUUUGUCUGCAGUUUUCAAGAACUCGAAGGUUCUGGAGAUUCUCGAGACCAAUUACAAGACCUUCCUUGCCGUGCUGUCAGCAGAGAGAGGCGGUAUGGAAGUUGAUGAUAAAGCUGACCUCAGUGCGCUGGUCAAGGAAAAGGUGGAGAAGGUGUUACAGGAAACUGGAUUUGGCGAGAAAAGAUCCAGUAAGUUGGACCAGACGGAUUUUUUGAAGCUUUUAUUUGCCUUCCACCAGGUGGGUAUUCAUUUUGCGUAG